AUGGGUGGUAAGAUAGAUCGGGGCGUGAACAAGAAUGGUGGUCCACCUGUUUUCCGGAUCAAUGGCCAGAACUUCCAUUACAUUGGUAGUCUCCUGCCGGUAGACGGGAAAAGACCACAUUUUGCACAGUUGUAUAUAUAUGAUACUAAUAAUGAACUGAGUAAUUGUAUCAAUUCUGUGAGGCAAGAUGGUGACCAAAAUGGCAUCCAUGUUGAGAUUGUGAAUGAUAUCCAACAAGUUUUGGAUACCAGUAAUGUAUUAGUCAAGUCAUUCCUCAUGGCACGAUCUGAGCUGCAAAAGAAUCCGCUUGCUGAGGUAAAAAUUAAAUUGCUAGGGAAGAGGUCAAAGGAUGCAAGAACAUACAAUUUGCCGCAGGUUUCGGAAGUUGCAGCCUUAAUUGUGGGUGACAUUGAUACAAAUAUUGGAGAACGUGACAUUAUGGUCGAAACCAAGAGCGGCCUAUUGCAACGAAUUAGUGAGUUGAAUCCAGCAUACCUCCCAAUGCAAUACCCUUUACUCUUUCCGUAUGGUGAGGACGGAUACAGGGAAGACAUUCCCUUCUCUACAUUAAAAGGAAACACAAGUGCUGGCCGUCAAAGGAUAAGUCCUCGAGAAUAUUUUGCAUACCGUAUACAGUCAAGGUUAUCUGAGGUAUCUACUUUAUUGCAUUCAAAGAGGUUAUUCCAACAAUUUUUGGUAGAUGCCUAUACAAUGGUUGAGUCAGGAAGGUUAAUCUAUAUAAGGACACACCAAAAAAGUUUGAGGUGUGAAUCGUAUAAUUGCUUGAAUGAUGCAUUAACACGCGGUGAAGUUGACCCCACUACUCAAGGAAAGAGGAUAAUAUUGCCUUCAAGUUUUACAGGGGGUGCUAGAUACAUGAUUCAAAAUUAUCAGGACGCUAUGGCUAUAUGUAGAUUGGUUGGAUAUCCAGAUCUGUUUAUCACAUUCACCUGCAACCCCAAGUGGCCCGAGGUACAACGCUUCUUGAAGGAUCGAAAGUUAAAAGCUGAAGAUCGUCCUGACAUAAUAUGUAGAUUAUUCAAAAUGAAAUUGGAUGCUCUAAUCUCAGAUUGUCGGAAGAACAAGUUAUUUGGGCCAGUGAUGGGAGUCAAUGGACAUCAUAAUGUUGACAAUUUGGACAACAUUAUUUCCGCUGAGCUGCCUGAUCAAGAAGCUGACGCAGAAUACUUCAAAGCAGUUGAGGAGUUUAUGAUGUAUGGACCUUGUGGGAAAGCCAGAUUCAGUUCUCCCUGUAUGGCAAAUGGUAAAUGUACUAAACAUUUUCCCAAAAAGUUUGUUAAUUGCUCAACUUUUGAUGAGGAUGGCUAUCCUAUAUAUCGGAGAAGAGACAAUGGUCGUUCUGUGACGCGCAAUGGGAUUGACUUGGAUAAUAGGUACGUGGUACCACACAAUAGGCAUUUGUUGUUAAAGUAUAGGGCUCAUAUUAAUGUUGAAUGGUGUAAUCAGUCCCGUUCAAUCAAAUACCUAUUCAAGUACGUGAACAGGGGUCAUGACAGGGUAACAACAGAGUUUUACAGAACCAGCAAUGAUCAAGAUGGUGCACAAGUUCUGGAUGAAAUUAGUAUGUACUAUGAUUGUAGGUACAUAUCUCCGUGUGAAGCAUCAUGGCGGUUGUUCGGUUUUGAUAUACAGUUUAGGACACCAUCAGUGGAACGAUUAAGCUUUCACUUGCCGAACCAACAAAGUGUUGUUUUCGCAGAUGAUGACCCCGUUGAUAACAUACUCAGUCGGCCAACAAUCUUGCAAAGCAUGUUCCUAGAAUGGUUCGAGGCAAAUAAAAACUUCCCAGAAGCAAGAAAGUUGACAUAUGCUGAAAUGCCAACAAAGUUUGUGUGGAAGAAAGAUAUUCGAAAAUGGCAGCCUAGAAAAAGAGGAUUCUCUAUCGGUAGAGUUUUCUAUGUGCCUCCUGGAUCAGGGGAAAUCUUUUAUUUAAGGUGUCUGUUGAAUAAGGUCAAAGGUCCAACAAGUUAUUUAGAUAUAAAAACAGUGGAUGGUGUCCAAUAUGAUUCUUUUAGGGAUGCGUGUUGUGCAAGAGGAUUAGUAGAUGACGACAGGGAGUAUGUUUAUGCUAUAGAAGAAGCAAGUCAUUGGGCCACAGCUGUGAAUCUUAGAAGAUUAUUUGUCACUCUCUUGAUGACUAACUCAAUAGCAAAACCAGAGGUGGUUUGGGAGGCUGCGUGGAUUCAUUUGUCAGAUGAUGCACAAUUCAAGAUUAGUGAACAAUUGGGAAAGCCAGAUUGGAUUAUAUCUGAAGAUGAGAAGAAGAAUUUUGCACUUACGGAGAUUGAAAUAAUGCUUUCAGCUAUGGGAAAAAGUUUGAAAGACUUUCCGGGGAUGCCGAUAGCCGAUUUAGUUAAUCACUGCAGAACAAUCAAUCGGUUGAUACAGGAGGAAUUGGCAUAUGAUGCUACUGCAAUGAAGGAAGAGAAUGAUGCUUUGGUGGAUAAACUAACUGAAGAGCAAAGAACAAUAUAUGACAAUGUUUUGAAAGAUGCUGAGAAUAAUCUUGGAGGACUAUUUUUUGUUUAUGGAUAUGGAGGAACGGGUAAAACAUUCUUGUGGAGAGCAUUAUCUUCUGCUAUAAGGUCAAAGGGUGAGAUAGUACUGAAUGUUGCAUCAAGUGGCAUAGCUUCCCUUCUAUUACCAGGUGGUAGGACUGCACAUUCAAGGUUUGCCAUUCCGAUCGCUGUUAAUGAAGAUUCAACCUGCAAUAUCAGCCAAAACAGUCCUUUGGCACACUUGAUCGUGCAAAGCAGGUUGAUCAUUUGGGAUGAGGCUCCAAUGAUGCAUAAAUUCUGUUUUGAAGCGUUGGACCGAUCUAUGAGAGAUAUAAUGCGUGUCAAAAAUCAUAACAGCUUCGAUAUGCCUUUUGGUGGAAAAACAGUGGUGUUAGGUGGAGAUUUCAGACAAAUUCUACCAGUCAUUCCAAAGGGCACCAGACAAGAUAUUGUGCGAGCAACUAUAAAUUCAUCCUAUCUUUGGAGAAGCUGUAAAGUUUUUAGGUUAACAAAAAAUCUAAGGCUUAGAUCUUUGAGAUCAGAUAGUGAAGUUCAAGAGAUUGCUGAUUUUGCAAAGUGGAUUGCUAAUAUAGGUGAUGGAACCAUUGGUGAUUCAAUGGAUGGAGAAUCUGAGAUACAGAUUCCCGAUCAAUUUUUGCUCAGUUGUGGAGAUGAUCCUAUUGCUACAAUUGUUGAUAGUACUUUCCCUAUGUUUCGCAGUGGCCACAGAGAUAAUGAGUACCUAAAAGAUCGUGCCAUACUUGCACCUACUUUGGAUGUUGUAGAUACAGUCAACGAAUACAUGAAUGACUAUAACAAUGCUGAAGGAAGGACCUAUAUCAGUUGUGACUCCGUAUGCAAAUCUGAUUCUAAUGUUGACAUGCUGGCGGACCUGCACACACCGGAGUUUUUAAAUGGAUUACGAUGUUCGGGAGUUCCAAAUCACUCAUUGACUCUCAAAGUUGGCUCGCCAGUGAUGCUGUUAAGAAAUAUUGAUCACUCACUGGGGUUGUGCAAUGGGACAAGGAUGAUUAUUUCAAAGUUAGCGGAUCAUGUUUUAGAAGCUAAAAUACUCUCUGGAUCAAGUGCUGUUUAUGAACCAUAUUGGUUUAGGUUUUAUGGAAGAUUGUAG
Molecule: messenger RNA, 3651 nt
Organism: Ipomoea nil (Japanese morning glory)
Lineage: Eukaryota; Viridiplantae; Streptophyta; Magnoliopsida; Solanales; Convolvulaceae
Exons: 5
Coding region: 1-3651 (1216 amino acids)
Biological process (GO): DNA repair; telomere maintenance
Molecular function (GO): DNA helicase activity
Source: RefSeq, a predicted model, not a curated record